AUGCCGGUCGCCUACACCCCUGCCUCUUGCAGGAGCGUGUGUCCCAGGGAAGGGCAGGACUGGUCCCAGCUCACAGAGAUUCAGGGAAAAGUGAGUGCCUCAGCUGGGGUUAGAUUUGUCUACACAGAGCAGAAAGUUCAGAACAGUUGUGGCAUAGACAAGAGAGAGUGCUUUCUUUCUACUGUUAAAGAACUCUGGAGGUGGCUCUCCAUGCUGACCCAGGCUGUCCCCAUGGCCAUCAGCCAGCACCUGUCCUGCUGUCCCAGAGUCUCAGUAGCUGACUUCUGUCCUCAGUGCUGUCUCUGGACCCCAGAGGGCUGUGCUUCAGAGCUAGGAAGAGGAGAGAAGGAAGGACCAAGGCCUGCUCAGCUGUGUGAGUUCCAGGCAGACAGCCCCUGCGAGCCCCUCGCAGUGCCUCUGCUCAUGCCCAGUCAGCUUGGACUUGUUCUGGUCACCUUAGCUACAAGAGAGAGAAACAGUCAUGGCUCUCAGCCAGGAUGUCUGCCUAACCUUGACCUGCUCAAUCUCUUCCAGACCUUCUGCCAGAAAGUGGGCCUGCUGUGCACGCUUCAGGGUAAGCUGCAGCCCCAGGACUGGACGUUGUUGGACGAACCGCUGCAGGGCCUGCAGACACUGCUGCUCAUGAUUUUGCGGCAGGCCUCCCAUGGCCUCUUCCUGCGCUACCAUGUGGAGGCCCUAACCCUGUGUCGCAUCAAUAGCUUCCGCCAGUACAAGUAUGACCUGGUGGCAGUGGGCAAGGCUUUGGAGGGCAUGUUCUGCAAGCUCAACCACCUCCUGGAGCACCUGCACCAGCCGUUCUUCCUCUACCUGCUCCCCACCCUGUCCUGCUUCUCCUCCAUCGGCCUCUACAUGCCUGCCACCAGCUUCUUGCUCCUGGUCCUUGGUUUCAAGGCUUUGCAACUGUGGAUGCAGCUGCAUGAGGCCGGAGUGGGCCUUGAGAAGCUCAGGGGGGCCCCUGGCCCUAGUGUCGCCCCUCCCCCAGCACAGGGUGGUAAGCACACAGGUCCCAGACAGGGGCUGGAUGGCUCUGAAGCUGGUAGCCCUGAUCUACCUAGUACUGCAGCUGGGCUGCAUCGCCCUCACCAACUUCUGACUGGAUUUCCUGCUGGCCGCUGCUAUGGUGCUGCUGCCGUGCUCGCUGAGCCUUUGGGCCCUGGACCCUCUAUGCUGCCCUGCUGGUGUUGACAAGCCUGGCAGCCAUGCUCCUUGGCAGCCCAUUCCUGUGGCGGGAGCUACAGGAGGCACCACUGUCACUGGCUGAGGGCCGGUAGCUCUUUCUGGCAGCGCUGGCACAGGGUGUGCUGGAGCACCACACCUAAGGCACCCUGUUCUUCCCACUGCUGUCCCUGGGCUUCUACCCUUGCUGGCUGCUUUUCUGGAAUGUGCUCUUCUGGAAGUGAGAUCUGCCUGUCCAGGGCACCAGGCUGGUACAGAGACUCCCCAAG
Messenger RNA from Symphalangus syndactylus (siamang), 1466 nucleotides. RefSeq lists its product as uncharacterized. Gene Ontology annotation, cellular component: GPI-anchor transamidase complex; membrane. NCBI's taxonomy places the organism in Eukaryota, Metazoa, Chordata, Mammalia, Primates, Hylobatidae. Gene Ontology annotation, biological process: attachment of GPI anchor to protein. The record is from RefSeq and is a predicted model, not a curated record.